This is a messenger RNA of Zychaea mexicana, 1232 nucleotides long. Its product is annotated as protein-tyrosine phosphatase-like protein. Gene Ontology annotation, molecular function: protein tyrosine/serine/threonine phosphatase activity; F-box domain binding. Lineage: Eukaryota; Fungi; Mucoromycota; Mucoromycetes; Mucorales; Lichtheimiaceae. The record is from RefSeq and is a predicted model, not a curated record. The transcript is spliced from 3 exons. Gene Ontology annotation, biological process: regulation of ERK1 and ERK2 cascade; negative regulation of SCF-dependent proteasomal ubiquitin-dependent catabolic process; protein dephosphorylation. Gene Ontology annotation, cellular component: cytoplasm; nucleoplasm. Bases 197 to 970 code for a protein of 257 amino acids.
CUCCAUUUGCAUUAUAUCUAAAGAAACAAUGGGUAACAGUUAAUUUACUAGCUGUCAGUUGCUGUUGUUAUUGUUAUUGUUUAGCGCCGAAAAGUAGUUUCAUUGGUAACGAAUAAUACGCCAUAAAUAUCUUUCAGUCUAAUGCAGCCAUCUACUUCCCCUCUCCUUCUCUUUCUCCGCUUCAUACACAUAAAAAAUGAACACCAAUGUGGAAAUCGCACCUGCACAAACUCAAGUGGAAAUCGACAGGGCAUACAUCGAAUCCGAAAGCUCGCAAUGCAAAAUAGACGACUGGCAUUACGAAAUGCGACGAGAAAUGCAAGAGGUCUUGCCAGGUCUCUACCUCGGUCCAUUUUCGGCUUCGCGUAAUGUCCAACGACUGCACGAAAUCGGGAUUACGCAUAUUCUUUGCUUUUUAGAUCAAAACGAACAACGUUUGUUUCGAACAGAGAACAUUGUGAAUCAUUUCAACUUUUGGGCGGUGGAAGUAUCUGACUCGACAACACAAAACCUCAUUCCGUUGUUCCCGCUCGCAGCAGGCCAUAUCAAUGAAACUUUGGUUCAGGGUGGCAAGAUCUUGGUCUGCUGCAACGGUGGGAUGUCACGGAGUCCGUCGUUUGUGAUUGCUUUCAUCAUGCAGGCCUAUGAUUUGAACGCUUCACAGGCAUACCAAUAUGUCCAGAACAGACGGCUGUGCAUUAAUCCUAAUGAUGGAUUCAAAAGUCAGCUCAGUGAAUAUGAGCCAAUAUACAAAGCAAGAAAAUCAAAUGGCGGGGAUACGCAGCAACAGCAAUUCCAACAGCAACAGCGACGGCGCCGGCGAUCGUUAGGCUUUGAUGAUGAUAUGGUGGAGAAUGGGGUGGGUCAAUACAUGCGGACGGGUGGAGAACUCAAGCGACGCACAACAGAAGCAGCAAGUGAAGCAGACAAUGUAGUGGGUCCAGGUGUUUCAGGCAUGGCUUUGCAGUAAAGCAAGAUACGAUACCUUUUUCUUUUCCUUUGUACAUUCUUUUUCGCUCUUCUUCCUCUCCAACACUAAUUCUUUUCUACGCUACUCUGCUCUACUUCGUUACGACCGACACACUUCGACUAAAAGUCGCUUUUACCACCCUUACUACAUACCUAGCCUCAUACAGAGUAUCUAUCUGCAGAAUACGACUCAAAACAAAACAAUGUAUUGCCGUUUACACUGGUUAAUUAGGGAAAUAUAUAUGUUGCAGCGAUGAAAGACG